Molecule: messenger RNA, 4236 nt
Organism: Anolis carolinensis (green anole)
Lineage: Eukaryota; Metazoa; Chordata; Lepidosauria; Squamata; Anolidae
Product: methanethiol oxidase
Exons: 12
Coding region: 77-1555 (492 amino acids)
Molecular function (GO): selenium binding
Source: RefSeq, a predicted model, not a curated record
UCCUCUGCGUUUAUAUAGGUCUCUUUAGGGAGUGGAGAGACACCUUUUGUCGUCAGACACACUGAGGUUGCAAGAGAUGUCUAAGUACCAGACCAAAGUGUUGGAUGAAGAAAAGCAAGUCCAGAAGACCCCGGGUAAAGGUCAGUGUGGCUCAUGCCAUGGACCCGGCUACGCUUCGCCAUUGGAUGCCAUGAGAGGCCCCAAAGAAAAGCUGAUUUACGUACCAUGCAUUUUAACCGGAACUGAGUCUCGGCAACCUGACUAUUUGGCCACGGUGGACGUAGAUCCAGAAUCACCGUGUUAUUGCCAGGUCAUCCACCGUCUGCGCAUGCCUUACCUGGAUGACGAACUCCAUCACUCGGGUUGGAACGCUUGCAGCAGCUGCUUCGGGGACACUAGCAAGGAACGCAACCGCCUCGUCCUGCCAUGCCUGGGCUCUGGUCGCGUUUAUGUGGUGGACACGGGCACGGAUAUGUAUGCUCCCAGCUUGUGCAAAAUCAUUGAACCCCGAGAAAUCAUCGAGAAAACCAACUUGAGUUUCUUACACACCUCUCAUUGCUUGGGCACUGGGGAGGUGAUAAUCAGCGGCAUUGGAGACGCAUUCGGCAACGGAAAAGGUGGAUUUCUCGUUCUGGACGCGGAAACCUGGGAAGUGAAGGGGACCUGGGACUGUCCGGAAGAUGGACCCGUCCAGAUGUAUGACUUCUGGUAUCAGCCACGGCACAACGUCCUGAUGAGCACCGAAUGGGGGGAGCCCAAGGUCUUUAUCAACGGGUUCAGACCAGAAGAUCUGGGAAAAGGACUCUACGGCCGCCACCUCAACAUCUGGGACUGGACCACCCACCGUCUCAUCCAGUCGAUCGACAUGGGUGAAGAUUCGGCCCCGCUGGAGAUCCGCUUCUUGCACAACCCCGAUUCGGUCCACGGUUUCGUGGGCUGCACCCUGGAGAGCUCCAUCCACCAUUUCUUCAAGACAGAGGACGGAUGCUGGGCGGCUGAGAAAGUGAUCCAAGUCCCAAACAAGAAAGUAUCAGGAUGGACCUACCCUGAAAUGCCAGGGUUCAUCGUCGAUAUCAUCAUUUCCCUGGAUGACAAGUUCCUCUUCUUAAGCAACUGGGUGCAUGGCGAUGUCCGGCAAUACGAUAUCACCGACCCACACUGUCCCAAACUAGUCGGGCAGGUGUUUGUGGGGGGCAGCCUUCAGAAAGGGGGUCCCGUAACUGUCCUUGAAGAUCCGGAGCUGGACUGCCAACCCGAUACCUUUGUGAUCCAGGGCAAGAAGGUCCAAGGAGGGCCUCAAAUGCUGCAGCUGAGCUUGGAUGGCCGCCGUCUCUUCGUCACCACCUCUCUUUACACGCCUUGGGACAAGCAAUUUUACCCCGACCUAGUCAAGGAAGGUUCGGUCAUGCUCCAGCUGGACGUGGACACCGAGAAGGGCGGCCUUUCCGUGAACAAGAACUUUCUGGUGGAUUUUGGGCAAGAACCAUAUGGUCCAGCUCGGACGCAUGACAUGCGCUACCCCGGUGGGGAUUGCUCCUCCGACAUCUGGGUGUAGCGUGCAUCUUUUCCAAGUUGCCUUCAUUUGUGUGGGGGAAACACUCCAUAAAUUGGGGUCUAUCCAAUACUUCUUUGUUCGGUGCUUGCUGCCAUGACUUUUUGGAAGUCAUGCCGUAAAGUUCAACAUGAGACAUACCAUUGUACUAGUGCACAUCCCCAUUGUUCUCUGGGUGCCUCCUUCCUCCAGCUCUGAGAGGGCUUACCUCACAAUGUCUCCAUGGCAAUGCUCUCGGUAGAUAAUAAUAAUAAUAAUAAUAAUAAUAAUAAUAAUAAUAAUAAUAAUAAAUAAAUAAAUAAAACUUUAUUUAUAUACCGCCCUAUCUCCCGGAUGGGACUCAGGGCAGUUUACAGUCAUAAAAGCAAACACAAACAUUACAUAAUAACAUAAUACACAUUAUUAAACAAAGUAAAAUAAUACAAUUAUAACAAUAAAUCACACUUACAUGACCAGAUCAAGGGGAUGGGAACCAUAAAACCAAUACAGUAGAGUCUCACUUAUCCAAGCUAAAUGGGCCAGCAGAAGCUUGGAUAAGCGAAUAUCUUGGAUAAUAAGGAGGGAUUAAGGAAAAGUCUAUUAAACAUCAAAUUAGGUUAUGAUUAUACAAAUUAAGCACCAAAAUAUCAUGUUAUACAACAAAUUUGACAGAGAAAGUAGUUCAAUAUGCAGUAAUGUUAUGUAGUAAUUACUGUAUUUACGAAUUUAGCACCAAAAUAUCACGAUAUAUUGAAAACAUUGACUACAAAAAUGGCUUGGAUUAUCCAGAAGCUUGGAUAAGCGAGGCUUGGAUAAGUGAGACUCUACUGUAUAUUAAAAUGUAUCAUUUUAGGCUAGGGAAAUCUUGUGCAAGAUAGGUAGCUUCUCUUUGGUGGCUCUUUCUUUCCUUUCUCCCUUUGGCUCAUACACCUUCUCCCUCUCUGUUUUCUUCCUUUCAUUUUCAUCAUACACCUUCCCUCUCUUCUUUAUUUCCUUUCUUUUUAACUUCCUUCCUUUUUUUCUCUUUCCUUCUUUUUCUCUCUUAUCUCCCUCUUUCCCUUCCCUUCCUUCUCUCAACUUUUUCUUUCUUCCUUUUCCCUCCUUUCCUUCUAUUUUCCUUUCUUUGCCUUCAUUUUCUCAUUCUUUCCUUCCUACCGUCAUACACAAGUCGUUUCUCUUUCCCAGUAAUAUCACAAAAGGGCCACUUCACCUAGCAACAGCCAAUCAAGUGACAUCACAGAGGGCCACUUUGCUUAGCAACCACCUUUGUGGUACAAACAGCCUUCUUUGGAGGCUUUUAAACAGAGGCUGGAUGGCCAUCUGUCGGGGGUGCUUUGAAUGUGAUUUCCUGCUUCUUGGCAGAAUGGGGUUGGACUGGAUGGCCCAUGAGGUCUCUUCCAACUCUACUAUUCUAUGAUUCUAUGAUUCUAUGAGAUAAACAUGCCUACUUUGUGUUGUUGAAGGGCUUCAUGGCCGGAAUCACUGGGUUGCUGUGAGUUUUCUGGGCUGUAUGGUCAUGUUCCAGAAGAAUUCUCUCCUGACGUUUCACCCACCUCUAUGGCAGGCAUCCUCAGAGGUUGUGAGGUCUGUUGGAAACUAGGAAUAAUGUCCAGAGUGGGAGAAAAAACUCUUGUCUGUUUGAGGCAAGUGUGACUGCAAUUGGCCGGUUUAAUUAGCAUUGAAUGGCCUUGCAGCUUCAAAGCCUGGCUGCUUCUUGCCUGGGGGAAUCGAUUGUUGGGAAGUGUUACUUGGCCCUGAUUGUUUCAUGUCUGGAAUUCCUCUGUUUUCUGAGUGUUGUGCUUUAUUUACUGUCCUGAUUUUAGAGUUUUAAUACUAUUUUCCAACAGACUGGUCAAUUGCAACAUUCACACUUGUCUCAGGUAGACAAGAGUUCUUUCCAAAUGUACAGUAAAGUCUCACUUAUCCAACAUAAACGGGCCGGCAGAAUGUUGGAUAAGCGAAUAUGUUGGAUAAUAAGGAGGGAUUAAGGAAAAGCCUAUUAAAAUCAAAUUAGGUUAUGAUUUUACAAAUUAAGCACCAAAACAUCAUGUUAUACAACAAAUUUGACAGAAAAAGUAGUUCAAUACACAGUAAUGCUAUGUAGUAAUUACUGUAUUUACGAAUUUAGCACCAAAAUAUCACGAUAUAUUGAAAACAUUGACUACAAAAAUGCGUUGGAUAAUCCAGAAUGUUGGAUAAGCGAGUGUUGGAUAAGUGAGACUCUACUGUAUAUAAAUCCCACUUGUCUAGUUUCUAACAGACCUCACAACCUCUGAGAAUGCCUGCCAUAGAUGCGGGCGAAACAUCAGGAGAGAAUGCUUCUGGAACAUACCCAUACAGCCCGGAAAACUCACAACAACUCAUGUCUACUUUGACUUAUAUAGAAAGAGAUAUGGAGACACACAAGAUGUAUAAACACAUAAACUAACAACUAUCAUCAACUAUCAAAGGCAAAACAGGGACUGGAGGAAGCAAUACUGUUUUAUUGUCGGUUUAGAUAUGACUGGAAAAUUCAACAUUUUCCCCAUUCAUACAAAGGGCUGAGAAUACGAUUGAUGAACCUAUGAACGGCUUGGUGUGCAAGGCCUUUUAUAAGGGGGGGGGGGGGGGGGUUCUGUAGAGACCAUGACCAAGAAUGUCAUGAAUAGGCUCAUCCUGUUAAGAAAUAAAGUGCUGUUUGAAAUAUAAUAAAACUUUUCUUUGAA